Messenger RNA from Seminavis robusta, 1109 nucleotides. The record is from the annotation of a GenBank genome assembly. NCBI's taxonomy places the organism in Eukaryota, Bacillariophyta, Bacillariophyceae, Naviculales, Naviculaceae.
UCCAUCCAUGGAGAUGAGCUCGCAGGUGCAAAAGUCAUCUUUGAGCUAUUUAUUCAAAGACCUGGAACAAACCAUGGACAUUGAUGGAACGGUUGUCGGCAUUCAAGCUUAGGUGCCAAUCCAACCGGCAUUCUGCUCCAUUCCAGAAACUUUUACCAGACUGUACGAUAUCUGGUGGCUCCUGAACCGAUUAAUGCCUGGAGCACAAACGUCCUCAGAUUCUGGGGCUCGCCUUUGCUACUCCCUCUGGAACGAUCUUUACAUGCCCUCCAACCCAGACUUGUUCUUUGACUUUUGCACACGACUGCAACGGGGUGCCAGCUUUCCCUAUUUCAUCUAUGCCGAUCGCAGAAAUCACCUUGUGGAUGACAUUAUGAAAGUCAUGCCUGCCGAUAUCAUCAAGGACGAUGUGGGAGAGGAUGGAACAGUCGAAACGGAAAUGCUCAAGGUUGGAAUUCCUGCCGUGACGAUGGAACUAGGCUCCGCCAAGGAGUGGAACCGAGACAUUAAAAUAUGCGAGGUGUCCAAGGAAUCCAAAAUGCAAUGUCCCACCUGGGCAUGUGGGAAGGUGAAAUUGAUAUGCUUGGGAUUGAGACGUACAGUUGCAAUGCUUUCACCAACAUUCGCGCCAAUCGUGGUGGCUACAUGGAAACACUCGUGGAGCUGGAACAUGAUGUCAAUGUUGGCGAUGUUGUGGGCUACCUGUACGAUGCAAGCAUUUGGCGGAGUUCGUGAAACCUAUACUGCUCCAGUUGCUGGCCAUGUCACCUCCCUUGCAACCGACCCCAUUCGUGAACCGGGAUCCAUGAUUGUAAGGCUUUGCUACCAAGUGGAACCAGAGGCUGAUGAUGAAGUUUCCAUUGCCAACGCGAAGGCAUUGCGUGGAAUUCGCGGUGGAACCGAAUAGGCCCAGAAGCAAGCAAGUUGCACCGGUACGAAGUAAGAUGGGGAAGAUCAUCAACUAGCUAGAGGUGGUAACUUAAAAACUGAUAGAAUUUCUUGACCUCCUUUUGGAUGGCAAUGCUGGGUGAAUGUAUAAAAGGUAGCCACAUUAAAUUUUGUGGCAAUCGUGCACAGACCAAUAUGCAAAAUGAAGAAUUCAAACAUGG